CCAGGAUGCCUAGGAUUUCCCAGGCUGUUUUGCGAAAACAUGGCGGGGAAGUUGUGAAUGUCAGCAGGAAGGUAACCUGGCAUUUUAAUUCAAGUAAAAAAAAAAAAAACAGAAAGAAGGUGUGCCUGACUUGAUAUCCGCCUAAGACGCUGUGUAAUGUGACUGUGGAUUUCAUAUCGUGUCUACCCUGGGUGUGUGUUUAUUACGAAGCUUUGAUAGUUGUCCUGAAGUUGCAGUUUUCUGUGAACAUGAUUUGUACUUUUCUACGAUCUGUACAAUAUGCGGAGAAGCUGCAUGGGUUCUCCGGAAAGAGGUUGUUGUUGCCACACUUUGUGCUCACUAAAGCUUGCUUAAAGACUCAGCCUUUGAAAUGGGGCCUGCAAGAGCAGAAAAAAAUGGUGCAGCCUAGAUAUGUAGUCAGGCUUACCCAGAAAACCAUCUGGACUCAAGGACCCCAGAGAGCAAAGGAGGACAGCAGCAAGCAAGUAUCCAUUCGCAGAAGUCAAAAAGAGGAAACUGCUGUUUCAACGUCUCAGAAAGUGAAAGAAGCUGGAAGAGAUUUCACCUACUUAAUAGUAGUGCUCUUCGGAAUCAGCGUUACAGGUGGUUUGUUAUACACAAUUUUCAAAGAACUUUUUUCUUCAUCCAGUCCUAAUAUUAUAUAUGGGAAAGCCUUAGAAAAAUGCAGAACACAUCCUGAGGUGAUUGGUGUCUUUGGUGAGCCCGUUAAAGGCUAUGGGGAAAUGACAAGACGUGGGCGGAGGCAGCAUGUCAGUUUUAUUGAGUACGCAAAGAAUGGGCUAAAGCGCAUUCGUGUGAAAUUCUACAUUGAGGGCUCUGAACCAGGGAAGCAUGGAACAGUGCAUGCAGAAGUGGAAGAGAACCCAAAGAAUGGCCAGUUUGAAUUUCGGUAUGUAUUUGUGGAAGUGGAUUCUUAUCCUGCAAGACCAAUUGUCAUUGAAGAUAAUCGAUCUCAGAUUAACUCAGAGAGUUAAGAGAAUGGAGCCAGGUGUGGAAGGAUUCAGCCUCACUGUGAUCUUCACCGUUCUCUUCCAGAAUCUGUUCAGAAGAACAAGACUAGAAAAAAGCAUCACACACAAAGUGAGUGGAAUAAAAGAGUUUGUGUGUUAAGACAAACCAAAUUGGAGAUUUUUCUUGUGAAAAAUCAUGGAAUGGAGCCAUUUUACAGUAUCAUGUUGAAUUGUCAAUCAUGAUGGUAUUUCAGCUCUACUUUCAUCAUGAGAAUUUUUUGUUACUGAAAUUUAUACAUCACGUAAAUAAAACAUUUCAGUAUUUUAUGCUUUUUAAUAUAUGAUUUUUAAACAGCAUGCAGAAUAAAGUUAAAACUAU
Molecule: messenger RNA, 1350 nt
Organism: Nannospalax galili (Upper Galilee mountains blind mole rat)
Lineage: Eukaryota; Metazoa; Chordata; Mammalia; Rodentia; Spalacidae
Gene: Timm21
Product: translocase of inner mitochondrial membrane 21
Exons: 6
Coding region: 249-995 (248 amino acids)
Biological process (GO): protein import into mitochondrial matrix
Cellular component (GO): TIM23 mitochondrial import inner membrane translocase complex
Source: RefSeq, a predicted model, not a curated record